Malaya genurostris is the source of this 1225-nucleotide messenger RNA. RefSeq names its product pre-mRNA-splicing factor 38 (gene Prp38). The transcript is spliced from 2 exons. Gene Ontology annotation, cellular component: precatalytic spliceosome. The record is from RefSeq and is a predicted model, not a curated record. Lineage: Eukaryota; Metazoa; Arthropoda; Insecta; Diptera; Culicidae. The coding region runs from base 122 to 1165 and encodes 347 amino acids.
GUGAACAUCUAUCUCGUUUCCAAUACACUUCAUGGCCUUUGGCCUCAGCUUGGUUAGCGUUUGUUUACAAUAUUUCCGUAGCUUUUCUCGCGUAUUACCCAUUUAGUUAUUCCUCGAGACGAUGGCCAACCGUACAGUGAAAGAUGCAAAAAAUGUGCACGGAACUAACCCACAGUAUUUGAUUGAAAAAAUUAUUCGGUCCCGUAUUUACGAUUCAAAGUACUGGAAAGAGCAAUGUUUUGCUCUGACCGCCGAAUUGCUUGUCGAUAAGGCGAUGGAUAUUCGAUUUCUUGGUGGCGUAUUCGGUGGAAACAUCAAACCGACGCCGUUUUUGUGCCUCACACUUAAAAUGCUCCAGAUUCAGCCCGAAAAGGAUAUUGUGGUGGAGUUUAUCAAGAACGAAGAGUUCAAGUAUGUGCGAGCAUUGGGAGCGUUUUAUUUGAGACUAACCGGCUCGUCACUGGAUUGUUAUAAGUAUCUGGAACCCCUGUACAACGACAACCGUAAGCUGAGGCGACAGAAUCGAAUGGGUCACUACGAGCUAGUGCAUAUGGAUGAAUUUAUCGAUGAUUUGUUGCGGGAAGAGCGAGUGUGUGACAUAAUUCUACCGAGAAUACAGAAGCGGCAUGUGUUGGAGGAAAACAAUGAGCUCGAACCGAAGGUUUCCGCUCUCGAUGAUGAUUUAGACGAGGAAAUGCCCAGCGAUGACGAAAAUCUCGAAGAAAUAGCGGAAGCAUUGAAAGCUAAAGAGAAGGAGAAAAAGCUGGAAACCAUCAAAAUUAGGGAAAGUAAACGGGAACGGUCGGUAUCCAGAGAGCGCCAACUUGAAAAAUCCAAAGACUCCGGAACGCACCGGGAUCGCGGGCAGGAACGGUAUCGUGAUUAUGAUAGAGGAAGGGACAGGGAACGGGAUUACGAUAAAAGAGAGCCAGCAACGGAUCACCGUUACAAGGAGCGAGAGGCACGGGAGAAGGAUCGCGAUCGCCAACGGCGACAUGAGCGGGAACGGAUAGACGAACGGGAUCGAGAUCGACGUCAUGGCGAUCGAGAUCGGGAACGGGAUCGUGAACGCGACAGAGAUCGAGACCACCGAGAGAGAGACUACGAGCGAAAUCGAGACCGGGACUACGAUCGUGAACGAGACUACGAUCGACGUAGACGCUAGCCUAGCAAGUAGAAUAGACCUUUACUGCAACAACAACAAAAAACGAGUGCUUUUAUUGUG